AUGAAUAAAUAUCAUAUUCUGGGCUACCACUUACCCUCUUGGAAGCUUUUUGAGAAAAUUAAUGAGCACAUCCAAGAAUGUGUUGAACUCAAGUCGAGUCAGCGAGUGCGCGCGAGGCCCUGGCCCGUGGUGCACGCCGGGCGGGUGAAGCGGAAGCGCGAGGCGGAUGAAGACUCCGAGCCUGAGCGGGAGGUGCGAGCAAAGAAUGGCCGAGUGGAUUCUGAGGACCGGAGGAGCCGCCACUGCCCAUACCUGGGUACCAUUAACAGGAGUGUGCUGGACUUCGACUUUGAGAAACUGUGUUCCAUCUUCCUCUCGCAUAUCAAUGCAUAUGCCUGUCUGGUGUGUGGCAAGUACUUUCAGGGCCGGGGUUUGAAGUCUCAUGCCUACAUCCACAGUGUCCAGUUUAGCCACCAUGUCUUCCUCAACCUCCACACCCUCAAGUUUUACUGCCUUCCAGACAACUAUGAGAUCAUCGAUUCCUCCCUGGAGGAUAUCACGUAUGUGUUGAAGCCCACUUUCACAAAGCAGCAGAUUGCAAACUUGGACAAGCAAGCCAAAUUGUCCCGGGCUUAUGAUGGUACCACUUACCUGCCAGGUAUUGUGGGCUUGAAUAAUAUAAAGGCUAACGACUAUGCCAAGGCUGUCCUUCAGGCUCUGUCUAAUGUUCCUCCUCUUCGGAACUACUUCCUGGAAGAAGACAAUUAUAAGAACAUCAAGCGUCCUCCAGGGGAUAUCAUGUUCUUGUUGGUCCAGCGUUUUGGAGAGCUGAUGAGAAAGCUCUGGAACCCUCGAAAUUUCAAGGCACACGUCUCUCCCCACGAGAUGCUUCAGGCUGUUGUCCUUUGCAGCAAGAAGACGUUCCAGAUCGCCAAGCAAGGGGAUGGAGUAGACUUUUUGUCCUGGUUUCUGAAUGCUCUGCACUCAGCUCUGGGGGGCACAAAGAAGAAAAAGAAAACUAUUGUGAUUGAUGUGUUCCAGGGGUCAAUGAGGAUCUUCACUAAAAAACUUCCUCAUCCUGAUCUGCCAGCAGAAGAAAAAGAACAGCUGCUUCAUAAGGAUGAGUACCAGGAGACGAUGGUGGAGUCCACCUUUAUGUACCUCACUCUGGACCUUCCCACCGCACCCCUCUACAAGGGCGAGAAGGAGCAGCUUAUCAUCCCCCAGGUGCCACUCUUCAACAUCCUGGCCAAGUUCAACGGCAUCACUGAGAAGGAAUAUAAGACUUACAAGGAGAACUUUCUGAAGCGCUUCCAGCUCACCAAGCUGCCUCCGUAUCUAAUCGUUUGUAUUAAGAGAUUCACUAAGAACAAUUUCUUUGUGGAGAAGAACCCAAAUAUUGUCAACUUCCCUAUUACGAAUGUGGAUCUGAGAGAGUGCCUGUCUGAGGAAGUGCAGGCCCUGCACAAGAACACCACCUAUGACCUGAUCAUCAACAUUGUGCACGACGGCAAGCCCUCCGAGGGCUCCUACCGGAUCCACGUGCUUCAUCACGGGAUAGGCAAAUGGUAUGAAUUACAAGACCUCCAGGUAACUGACAUUCUUCCCCAGAUGAUCACACUGUCGGAGGCAACAUACAUUCAGAUUUGGAAGAGGCGCGAUGAUGAGACCAACCAGCAGGGGGCUUAAAGGAGAAGCCAGCCAGGGCUUUGCUUCCAGGGGCUUUGUUGAAUCCUAUAUAAUAAA
Molecule: messenger RNA, 1686 nt
Organism: Myotis brandtii (Brandt's bat)
Lineage: Eukaryota; Metazoa; Chordata; Mammalia; Chiroptera; Vespertilionidae
Product: U4/U6.U5 tri-snRNP-associated protein 2-like
Biological process (GO): mRNA processing; protein deubiquitination; spliceosomal complex assembly
Molecular function (GO): zinc ion binding; cysteine-type deubiquitinase activity
Source: RefSeq, a predicted model, not a curated record